AUGAUGGAGAAAGAUAUACUGAUACAAUUGUGGAUGGCAAAUGGUUUUAUUCCAUCUAAAGAACAAACGACAUUACAUAAUGUGGGCCAUGGGAUUUUCUGGGACUUGGUUUGGAGGUCCUUCUUACAAGAUGUGGAAGAGCACGAGGAUGGAACAAUAGUUUGUAAAAUGCACGACCUCAUGCAUGAUCUUGCACAAUCUAUUAUGAGAUACGAAUGCUCUAUUAUGGAGCCUCAUGAGGCCAUGAAAAUUGAAGAUAAAAUUCGUCACUUGUCUUUUAAUAUUGGCCAUGGAGGGAUUGUUCCUUGGAAUGAGAUUGUAUUUGAAGUCCCAUCUUUGCGGCCUGUUUUAAUAUUGUCCCAGCCUGUCAUCUUCACUUACAAGGACAAUUGUUCACCUUACAUUUCAAAUCAAAAGUAUCCUAGAGUGUUGGAUUUUGGUAAAAAUGCUUAUGAGAAGUUGUCAAUGUCAAUUUCCAAUUUCAGCCAUCUUAGGUAUCUGGACAUGUCGUGGUCUAAUAUGAAAAUUCUACCGGAAUCAAUAUGUAAUAUCCAAAACCUGCAGACACUGAAGCUACAAUAUUGCCGACAACUUCAGAAGUUGCCCAAUCGCAUGAAGCACAUGAGAAAUCUCACUUACUUGGACAUCACAGGGUGUGAGGGUUACCAAAUUGGUGAGCUGAAAGAAUUAAAUCUUGGGGGUACAUUGAGCAUAAAGAGACUCGAGAAUGUAAGAAAUUCAGAAGAUUUCAAGAAGGCCAAUUUGAAGAGGAAACAAGAUCGUAUUUCUUUAGAAUUAUAUUGGAGCAAGAGCAAUGAAGAAAACAUUCCAAAGAAUGUCAAAGAGGUUCUUGAGAGUCUCCAACCUAAUUUGAAUCUGAAGAAGUUGAGCAUAAAUUUCUUUCAAGGUUCAAAGUUUCCAAAUUGGAUGUUGGGUUUGGUUCUUAAAAAUCUGGUUAAGAUCUCCUUCAAAGAUUGUAAAAGAUGUGAACAUCUUCCUCCUCUUGGCAAACUACAAUCCCUAAAAAUUCUCAAGAUUGAAUGCAUGUUUUCUCUUAAGUACUUCAACCAUGGGGAUUAUGGAGAUGGGGAAAGUUCAUUCCCUGCAUUGGAGACUCUCAUGUUCAAUGAAAUGCCAAGUUUGGAGGAGUGGGCAAUAAUGGAUAGAGGAGAAAUUUGCCCUUGCCUACGGAAGUUGGUGAUAUCUGGGUGCCCCAAAUUGACAAAUUUGCCUUCUCUUCUAGCACUUGAGAGAUUAACAAUUGAGGGAGGAAAUGAAAUGUUAUUUAGGUCCGUGAUUAAUCUUAUGGCCUUGGAGUCCUUACCCCUUGUAUGA
Molecule: messenger RNA, 1335 nt
Organism: Camellia sinensis
Lineage: Eukaryota; Viridiplantae; Streptophyta; Magnoliopsida; Ericales; Theaceae
Source: RefSeq, a predicted model, not a curated record